This is a messenger RNA of Gordionus sp. m RMFG-2023, 5414 nucleotides long. Its product is annotated as leucine-rich PPR motif-containing protein, mitochondrial-like. Gene Ontology annotation, cellular component: nucleus; mitochondrion. NCBI's taxonomy places the organism in Eukaryota, Metazoa, Nematomorpha, Gordioida, Chordodea, Parachordodidae. The transcript is spliced from 31 exons. The record is from RefSeq and is a predicted model, not a curated record. The coding region runs from base 17 to 5296 and encodes 1759 amino acids. Gene Ontology annotation, molecular function: protein binding; mRNA 3'-UTR binding. Gene Ontology annotation, biological process: regulation of mitochondrial translation.
CCAGCGUGUUUAAAUAAUGCUAAGAAUAAAUGCUAAAAACAGUUAUAAGAUUAUUGCAAGCUAUAUAUAUAACUUAAAUAAACCAGUAUUUUUAAGGCAAACUUCUCUUUUAUCAAGUGUUACAAAUUUGCAACCAGAUGUUUUGAUUCAAGAUUUAAAUAAACAUGACAAUAACCAUAUAUUUGAUACUGAUAUCAAAAGUUUUAAAAAUACUGAACUAUUGAGAAAAAGGGACGAUUAUUCAUUAUUAAAUGAUAAUUUAGACAAAAGUUUUUAUGAACUUGAUGUUCAAGUAAAAAAGUUUGGAAGGUUAAGAAAAAACGAACUAAAUGAUAUUCUUAAGGAUAUUGCUAAUAAAAAAAUUAUGACUUCUAUGCAAGCAUUGUUAUUAAUAAGAUGUUGUGGAGAUUUUAUGGUUGAAGAGCAUAUAUUGGAAAGAAAUAAAAUCCUUGAUAAUAUUAUAAAUUUAUGCCAAAAAUUAAAUGUUAAAUUUGAUAUAAGCCACCUCAAUAGUUUGUUAAAAAUAUUUUGUGAAAACAAACACUUUUUAGCAUUACCAAAUAUUAAAUCAUUUGAUAAAGAUAUUAAUAAAGAUGAAUUAGCUAUUAACAUAUUAAAUGAUAUAUUUCCAAACUUCAAGAUUAUCCAAAAUAAAGAUAUUCAACCUAGUCGGAUUACUUACCAAAGAUUAGUUUCCUAUUUUUGUGAAUCUGGUGAUAUAUCAAAAGCUGAACAAGUCCUAGAAGUUAUGAAAGCUAAGGAUAUACCUGUUAAUGAAGCAGUUUUUGCAUCUUUGAUUAGUGCUUAUGGAUCUUUGAAAGAUUUUGAAAAUGUUAUAAGCAUACUAAGUAUCAUGAAACAAUCUGAAUUGGAGCCAACUUCCUUAAUCUAUACCAAUAUAUUCAAAGCAUUAGUUUUAGAAAAUAAUUUAUCAGAACUUAAUAAAUAUCUAAAAGAAUCUCAAGAAAAUGGUGUUUUCCUAUUGAACAAGGAUUUGUUAGAUGUGGUAUUUUUUGCUAUUACCCAGUCUAAAAAAUAUUCCAAUACAAAAAAUGAUCAUAUUUCAAGUUGUUUAUCCUCUAGCUGGGAACAAGUGGCUGAGUGUUUGGUACCUUAUUUAAAGCCACAUUCUGAUUUUAUGCAAAGUUUAAUUAAUGUUACCCAUAAAGUUUUAUCAUUCAAUGGUUUGGACAAGGAUGCCUAUAAAAUGUUUAAGUAUUUUUCUUAUACUGUUGGACAAAAUUUAGACCCUCAUUUUAAAUUUCAAAAUCCAAUGCAAAAUUCUGGAGCUUUUAUCAUAAAACAUAUGUUAACGCAGGCCUUCCCACCCCACGAAUGGGAGGAUUUGUUUGAAAUUAUCACAGAUAUGCAUAACAUAGGUAUCAAUAUAUAUGCUGUCCAAAGGGCUUUGGAAUUGCAUUUCAACACUGACAACUUCAGCUUAAAUCAAGAAUAUAAGAAAUACAUGCAAUUGAUGAAUAAUCUUUCCGUUCCUGUUCGACCUCAUUAUUUUUGGCCCAUUCUAGCUAAUUUAAAUAGCAACUAUAACUAUAGAACGAUGGAUUUAAUUAAAAAAAAUUUGUUCGAUACACUCAACUAUAUGAAAAGAGAUUUUGGAAUAUGGCCCACAUUUCAAACACUAGUGGAUUACGUUUACCCUAUUCUAGACAAAAUUGUUGAUAACAACUCUAAGGCAAAUAGGAAUAGCUCUACUUUGGGGAGAAAACGGGAAAAGGCAAUAGAGGAUGAAGAUUUAAAGGAGGCUAUGGACGAGGACUACGAAGAAGAAACAGCACAAUCUAAAGAUCAUCAGCCUUCGGGUAAUCAGAAUAAACUUACUACCAUAUGGCGUACAUUUUCGAAUAGUACUUCCGUCAAAGAUCGGAAAUCAUCCGAAAAUACAGCGAUCAACGCCUUAUUAUUUUAUGCUCUCAAUGAAUCGAAUAUUCUUUCUAAGAAUUUAAAUCUUAAUCAAGUAUACGAACUUCUUUCAACCGUCUCUAUGCCACUUCCCUCCAUUGAAUCUACCAUCCUAAUGCACAAGCUACCACAAUUAUAUCAGAGAUCUCUUACUAUAGAAGGCGAGAAUGAAGUUGCCAAAAGUUACGAGCAAAUGUUGGGUGAAAUUUUGAUCUCGAGUAAUCAUUUCAAUAAUAGCAAUCUUAUAUCAGAAUCCAAAACAGACUCAAAUAUUAACGAAGAGCUAUCCGUGAUUAAAAUAGAAUUGCCAAAUUUAGAUAUCGAAAAUAUAAAAGUUACGCCACUUAAUUUUGACUGGAAUGGCAAAGUUUUAUUAGAUAUUUUCUCCAACUUCCAAACCUCCUCUAAAUUAUCGCCCACGCUACAGAACCGUGCAAUAGAUUCUUUACUUAAAACCUUCUCUGAUCUAAACUUGGCAGUAUCUCGCAAAGUUGUCGAUACGAUCACAAAUAAACACCUAUCUGAUGACUUUUUAACAACUUUAAAAAAAAAUCCCUUGAAAGUCCUCAACGAGCUUAGUCUCGAUACCUUACCAACAACCACCACUCAUGGCACUCCUUUAGUCAACCGUCAUUUUUCGGACAACCUCGAUCGAACUAUGCUUUAUGCGGAUACAAGCACAGAAAGGCUCGAACAAUUGUUAACUAGAUUGACGGCUGUCAAAGAUCGAAACCAAGACGCCAAUCAAGAUAAUUUAAGGAUUCGGUCCCUCAAGAGGCACUUAGUAAUGCGAUAUUGUAGGGAUAGGACUGACGGUAAUUACAAGAACAAUCACUCCAAAAUAGAAUCUCUAGCACAAUCCCUCACUAUUCCACCUUACACACAAGCUGAUGCUGCCGCGUUUACUCUUCUAAUAGAUUUUUUUGCCCGGAACGGGGACGGGAUUAAGGCUUUAUCUUUCAAAAAUUUACGGGAAAUAGCCAAUGAUAAGUCUGAUUUCGGUUUCAGGAAUUUGUCUAUACCUAAGACGUUGGAAAUCUGUACAGCUCUUGCAAUUCAAUCAUUAGCCGGAAUCGAUUGUGAAGAAACUAGGACCGACUCAAUCCUUGAAUUACUUUCUGAAGCGUCCAUCAUACCUCUCUCAUCUCAGCCAUUCACUUUAUCUAAUUAUUCAGACUCCAAAAAGGGCUCCUCUCAAGAUUCGCCUUACACUCCUUUGGAUUCUUACUCAAAAAUUGAUCAAAAUCCAGGAAGCGUUUAUAACGAAAUAAGUUCCGAAAAUUAUGGCAAUAACGAUAAGGACAGGGAGUCAGCGAUGGGGCAACAACGGUACCUCAAUAAUAACAGCAAUGUAAGUCCUAGGAGCAAUACAGAGUAUCAAGUCUGGAAAUUGUUGAGUUUAGCUUCUGGCGGAACUAAUAAUCUUGAUGAUUUAGGGAAAAAACCUGUAUUGAAGGACUUCGAUAAAAUAUUUGAUGCCACCUUAAAUUUAUUGGGGCUCGUCAUUGCACCCAGCGGGAAAUCCAACCCAUCUCCUAGCAUUUUAUCUACCCUGAUCAAUGCUAGAUUAAAUCAAGGUGAUAUGAAAUCUGCGUUAAAUGAGUUCCACAAAUUUGCUCUGGAAUAUAGGGUCACACCACACUUAACUAUUUUGCUGAAAAAACUUAUCCAGAAUAAUGACACAGAUAAUUUACAGAAAAUGGUCGAUGUUGCAUCUGAAAUACACACAGAGGCUAACACGUUAAUCGAUCUUCUUUUCGCUUUCACUGAUUUGGGAAGAUAUAAAGAGGCUAAUAAAGUCUUAGAGACAACUAAUAUGGUGUAUAAAUUUUCAAGAUUCGAUUUUUAUUGCUUGCGUUAUGUCAAAGACAAUAAAGUUAAAGAAUUGGAAUACAUUGUUAACGCCACGAAAAAUUUGAAAGACAUAAAUAAAGAUCAAAUGUAUUAUUACUUGUUGAAAGUUUAUGAUAAAAAUGACGAUCAUUUCUCAGCCCUUAAAUUGUGGGAUCGUAUGUUAGAUGAUGAGGAUAGCAAUUAUUACUUGCUGAUUAACAAUAACGUAGCCAUUUCUGAUUUGGAUCCUAAUCAAAUUCAUGAUGAUAGCACUAAUAAGGAAAAUAGAGACGUUAGCUACAAAUAUCGAUUGAACAACGCCAAGCUUAAAAAUCUUUUAUUGUUAGCUCAAAUAUUGAAAAAGGGUGACGCUUCUAAGCCUUUGCCAUUUGUAAUACCCGCUACUGCACUCAAUGUUGAUACUACAAAAAAUAUGACUAAUAAUGAGAGAAUGGUAGGAGGGCCUUAUGGAGACAAUGUUAUGCCUCAAGACAUUCAAAAAGACAGGGAAAUUAUCCAGUUACUAAAUGAAGGGCAAAUUGAAAAGGCUUUGAUGAUCAAAAAUCGAUUAAAAAAUAACGGGAAGGUGCUAGCUCCACAUACCUAUUCAACCUUACUAGAAAAUUUGAUAAGGAUUGACGAUAAGAUAGAAGAAGCUCUGGCCUUAGCUAAAGAAAUGAAACAAAAUCAUUUGUUUGUGUCCAUACCUCUCGUGAAAUCUCUACUUUCCAAGCUAAGCCAUUUAGGUCGAUACGACGAUAUAAAACAAAGCAUCCCAGCUUUAGUUAACAAUCCAACUUCUUUAUUUAGGCUAAAUAUAGAGAAAUAUGUGGCCUACGCCUAUACAAAUUGUGGUCAAUAUUUAACCUAUUUGAAACAAUUUGAAGACAACCUCGAUGAUUAUUCUAAAAAAAACAUUUCUCCUCAAGGGGUUUUAUAUGCUAUCAACAAAUUCCCAGAAUGUUUUGAAAGAAUUAUGUCCUUAGCCAAAGCUUAUGCCCAAAAAGGUCAAAGUUAUCACCUGUAUAACCUAAUAUUCACUCAUUACACCCUAAACAACAGGUUUCAGGAAGCUAAGAUUCUUUAUGAAGAUACGCUCCGCCCUAUUUAUGAAUCAAACCUAGAAAACGUUAAUUCAACCACUUUGAAUCCAGAUAGUGAUUUAAAAGAUUCAUCAUUGAAAUCUUCACCUGUUCUUAUUAACAUCAUAACUAUCUGCAAAAACGCUAAAGGGAAAAAUGACGAUUCAUCGAUCAAAUUUUUGAUAAAUGAUAUAGGAUUAAACUCAAGUAAAUCGCAACUUGGUUUAGCCUUCAGCUUUUGGAUUAGCAUGAAAUGUCAUAAUUCUAUGUACAAUGACGCAUUAGCUUUGUAUGAUCGAGCAAUAAAAGAACAUCAAUUAAAAACUGAGCAUUUUAGGAUAUUUGCUUUAAGAGAGCUUAAAAACUGUCUUACAUCACAAGGAAAGCCUGUGCCAUUUGACUUGCAUCAAAUAAACACUCCAAAUUCAUUUAAUGAGGAAAAACAUGAAGCAGAAGUUUAGAAAUAACUAUUUUUUCAAGUGUAGACAAACAUAAUAUACAUACUUUUUAAUUAGCUUAAUUUGCAUAUAAUACAAUGUAUGUAGUGGAUUGAGGUUUUUUAUUUUUACACGCAUAUUU